CAGAUAACAGAAAGAAGAAAAAAGAUUGAAACUUUUGAAAGCUAAUGAGAAGAGAUUGAACUUUUCUCCCCUCUCUCUCUCCAUGGCUGCCAAUUUCUGGACUUCGUCUCACUACAAGCAGCUUAUAGAACAAGAAGAAGUGGAUGUAGUUCAUCCUCUCGACAAAGAACGUGGAAUCUCCGUUGAGGAUUUCAAGCUCAUCAAGUUCCAUAUGUCUAAUCAUAUGAUUAAAUUAGCUCAGCACAUUAAAGUCAGGCAAAGGGUUGUGGCUACCGCUGUUACCUACAUGAGAAGGGUUUAUACCAGGAAGAGCAUGGUGGAGUUUGAGCCCCGUCUGGUUGCUCUUGCAUGCAUGUACCUGGCAUCUAAAGCUGAAGAAAGCAUAGUUCAGGCCAGGAAUAUCAUUUUUUACAUCAGAAAAUUGUAUCCUGAUGAAUAUAAAUAUGAACUAAAAGAUAUACUAGGCAUGGAGAUGAAGGUCUUAGAAGCACUCAACUAUUAUCUUGUUGUGUUUCACCCUUACCGCUCUUUAUCUGAGUUCUUGCAAGAUGCUGCAAUAAACGAUGUAAAUAUGAACCAGAUUACAUGGGGAAUUGUAAACGAUACUUAUAAGAUGGACCUCAUUCUUGUACACCCUCCCUACCGCAUAGCACUAGCGUGCAUAUACAUUGCAAGUGUCCACACAGAGAAAGACAUCACUGCAUGGUUUGAAGAUCUUCAUGAGGACAUGAACUUGGUGAAGAACAUUGCCAUGGAGAUUCUGGACUUCUACGAAAACUACAGAUCAAUCACGGAGGAGAAAGUGAACUCCGCGUUCAGCAAACUGGCUUUGAAGCCGUAGUAGCAGCAGCCGAGAAUAUUCUCUAUCUAAGUUUAAUCUAAUGCUAUCUCACACAAAAGAUAAGACUUUCUUAAACAUUGUUGAUAAACACUACCAAAAUUAGUUGCCACCAUCUUACCUUUGUGGCAGACAUGUAACAUUGUUGAUAAACACUACCAAACUUAUAAAUCUUAAACUGAUAUCAUAAUCAAUCUUACGCAA
This is a messenger RNA of Brassica oleracea var. oleracea, 1042 nucleotides long. Its product is annotated as cyclin-C1-1. The coding region runs from base 83 to 841 and encodes 252 amino acids. NCBI's taxonomy places the organism in Eukaryota, Viridiplantae, Streptophyta, Magnoliopsida, Brassicales, Brassicaceae. Gene Ontology annotation, cellular component: nucleus; mediator complex. The record is from RefSeq and is a predicted model, not a curated record. Gene Ontology annotation, biological process: positive regulation of transcription by RNA polymerase II. The transcript has 9 exons. Gene Ontology annotation, molecular function: cyclin-dependent protein serine/threonine kinase regulator activity.